Messenger RNA from Ctenopharyngodon idella (grass carp), 2023 nucleotides. RefSeq lists its product as uncharacterized. The transcript has 4 exons. Bases 65 to 853 code for a protein of 262 amino acids. The record is from RefSeq and is a predicted model, not a curated record. NCBI's taxonomy places the organism in Eukaryota, Metazoa, Chordata, Actinopteri, Cypriniformes, Xenocyprididae.
AACAAUCAACAUUUUCAAGAGUGCAGGACUUGCUUAUUAUAACAUUUCUGAAACUGUUAAAAAAAUGUUUGAUAUGUUAAUUUUCUUCUGGUUGUUCUCCUGGAGUCUGACUGGUGUGUUUGUUGCUGAUGCAGUGAAGUCAGAGUCAGUGACUGAGGGAGAAUCAGUCUCUCUGAACUCUAGUCUCACUCAAAUACAGACACAUGAAGACAUCGAGUGGAAGUUUGGUGACAUUCUCAUAGCUAAAGUAAACAAAAACAAAGAGAGUGUGUUUUAUAAUACUACUGCUGCUGGGAGAUUCAGAGGCAGACUGAAACUGGAUCAGACUGGAUCUCUGACCAUCAUCAACAGCAGAACCACAGACUCUGGACUUUAUACAGUCUCCAGCAGCAGAGACACGAUCAACACGAUCAAUCUCACUGUCUAUGCUCGUCUGCCUGUUCCUGUCAUCAGCAGAGACUGUUCUUCACCAUCAUCAUCAUCAUGUUCAUUGGUGUGUUCAGCUGUGAAUGUGGGUCAUGUGACUCUCUCCUGGUUCAAAGGAAACAGUUCAUUGUCCAGCAUCAGUGCAUCUAAUCUCAGCAUCAGUCUCUCUCUACCUCUGGAGGUGGAAUAUCAGGAUAACAACACCUACAGCUGUGUGAUCAACAAUCCCAUCAGCCAUCAGACAAAACAUCUCAACAUCACUGAACUCUGUCACACAUGUGCUGCAGACCGUAUCCACUGUUGUGGCUUUACUGAAGCUGUGAUCCGAUUGGCUCUCUCUGCUCUGGUGGGCGUGGCUACUGUGGUUGUUCUGGUUUAUGACAUCAGAUCCAGAAGUCUUCAACAGAAGAAGAGCGUCCAGAAAUAACCAUCUCUGAUUAAUCUCUCAGGAAGACGGAGAUGGUUCUGAAUGACUGGAGAUAUUAUAUUACAAGAAAUCCUUUGAGUAAAUAGCAUUCAUGUAUAUAUAUUAGAGAUGUAAUGAUACUAUCAAUAUCGUGGCGAUAGCAAAAUUGUCUCCAUAUUAUCGUGGUCACAUGACUAUGAAACAAUACGUCUUCCGGGCAAAAAGUGUCAUUUUUUUUUUCAGCCCGGUUCCAAAAACGGUUCUGGUGUGAUGGGUGAAAUGCGAAGAGAGUAUCCUUUAAUAGAGCCGUCUCACAUCAUGAAUAUUAUAACAAUGAAUGCACUGAAAAGCCCUCGCGCUACUCAUAUACGCCAGAUAUCAAUGCAGAGAGAGAGAGAGAGAGGUGCACAAAGUCAAGCUGCAUGAUUAAUCUUUAAAAUAUCGUGUUCUCGAUUUCAUCACCCACAUGAUCUAAUUGACAACGAUUCGCCCGUGUAUAUUAAACCUUUGACAAAAAUAAAAUCGCGACAUUCAAAUCUGCGUUCGCGCUGCCGUUGAUCUAGAGAGGCGUCAUAAUCUGAAAACCACGCCCACCGGGGAGGAAAACAAUCCAAAAAAUGCUUGUUUUUUGGGUCGACAGCUUAUAAAAACUUCUGGGUUUUUGGUUCUGGGGUUUUUUUUAGCUUGUUUUCUGUACACCUUGUCACACAGCAGCUUUAAGGCAUUGUUCUGUUUUUUGUUAUAAGUCAGAAAUGACAAGAAGGCAGCCUCACGCAAUGGAGUCGUUUGGAUUCUCUGAAUCUUACAAAAAUAUUCUGUUUUGCCUGUCGGGAUCUUACAUGUGUAUUCAAGCAUCUUAUUUGUGUUAAAUUUGUGGUAUCACUUUACAAUAAGGUUCAUUUGUUAACAUUUAUUUAAAGUAUUAACUAACAUGAACUCACCAAGGUCCAGCUGGUGCAAGUAUUUUAUUUUAUAAAAGGGAGUUUUAGGUCAUUUAACUCAUCUCAUUCUAUACCUCAGACCUCUAAACAACAGUUAUGAUGAGGAUAAAGAAAAGAGGACAGGAUAUGACAUGAUUAAUUUGUACAUCAUUGUAAUGUUCAAUCAUUGUUUAACACUUAUGGCACUUUUUUGUCUUCAUUUCUUUUCUUUUUUUUAAAUAUCACAAUAAAUAUCGUAUCAUAGACUUUA